Jaculus jaculus (lesser Egyptian jerboa) is the source of this 1101-nucleotide messenger RNA. It is a transcript of the gene Gna15, whose product is annotated as G protein subunit alpha 15. Gene Ontology annotation, biological process: adenylate cyclase-modulating G protein-coupled receptor signaling pathway; action potential; phospholipase C-activating dopamine receptor signaling pathway. The transcript is spliced from 7 exons. The coding region runs from base 1 to 1101 and encodes 366 amino acids. The record is from RefSeq and is a predicted model, not a curated record. Gene Ontology annotation, cellular component: heterotrimeric G-protein complex. Gene Ontology annotation, molecular function: guanyl nucleotide binding; G-protein beta/gamma-subunit complex binding; GTPase activity. NCBI's taxonomy places the organism in Eukaryota, Metazoa, Chordata, Mammalia, Rodentia, Dipodidae.
AUGGCGCGUUCACUGGCCUGGAGCUGCUGCCCCUGGUGCCUGUCGGAGGAGGAGAAGACCGCGGCCCGCAUCGAUCAGGAGAUCAGCAAGAAACUCUUGGAGCAGAAGAAGCAGGACCGUGGGGAGCUGAAACUUCUGCUCCUGGGGCCUGGCGAGAGUGGGAAGAGCACCUUCAUCAAGCAAAUGCGGAUCAUCCAUGGCGCUGGCUUCUCCGAGGAGGACCGCAAGGGCUUCCGGCCACUGGUCUACCAGAACAUCUUCGUCUCCAUGCAGGCCUUGAUUGACGCCAUGGACCGGCUGCAGAUCCCCUUCAGCAGGCCUGAGAGCAAGCACCACGCCGGCCUGGUUAUGACCCAGGACCCCUAUAAAGUGAUGGUGUUCGGGAAGCCCCACGCGGCGGCCAUGCAGUACCUGUGGCGGGACUCGGGCAUCCGGGCCUGUUACGAGCGCCGGCGAGAAUUUCACCUGCUGGACUCCGCCGUGUACUACCUGUCGCACCUGGACCGCAUCACGGAGGAGGGCUAUGUCCCCACGGCGCAGGACGUGCUGCGGAGUCGCAUGCCCACCACGGGCAUCAACGAGUACUGCUUCUCUGUACAGAAAACCAACCUGCGCAUCGUGGAUGUCGGUGGCCAGAAGUCCGAGCGUAAGAAGUGGAUUCAUUGCUUCGAGAAUGUCAUCGCCCUCAUCUACCUGGCCUCGCUCAGCGAGUAUGACCAGUGUUUGGAGGAGAACAACCAGGAGAACCGUAUGAAGGAGAGCCUGGCAUUGUUUGGCACCAUUCUGGAAUUGCCCUGGUUCAAGAAUACCUCCGUCAUCCUCUUCCUCAAUAAGACAGAUAUCCUGGAAGAAAAAAUCCCCACCUCACACCUGGCCACCUACUUCCCCAGCUUCCAAGGCCCCAAGCAGGACGCGGGGGCGGCCAUGCGCUUCAUCCUGGACAUGUACACGCGCAUGUACGCGGGCGGCCAGGGUGCGCGCUCCCGCCGCCUCUUCAGCCACUUCACGUGCGCCACGGACACGCAGAACAUCCGCACGGUGUUCAAGGACGUGCGCGACUCGGUGCUGGCGCGCUACCUGGACGAGAUCAACCUGCUGUGA